Molecule: messenger RNA, 1983 nt
Organism: Armigeres subalbatus
Lineage: Eukaryota; Metazoa; Arthropoda; Insecta; Diptera; Culicidae
Product: uridine-cytidine kinase-like 1
Cellular component (GO): cytoplasm
Molecular function (GO): kinase activity; ATP binding
Source: RefSeq, a predicted model, not a curated record
AGAUAUUGACAACUAACCGAUUUUACAGCAAAAUUCCUCUGAUGAUGUGAUUUUGCCGAUUUUUGCAAUACUGUUUUUUCCCUUUAAUUACAGCGAAAGUGCAGAUAGUCCCGUUAUCUCUAGAUCAGUGAAACUAAAUCAUAAACACAUCACAAAAUUCAACGCUAGCGCAUAGCUAGGUGCAUAGCAGUUGCGAGUGUAUUCAUAUAGUGAUGGUUUUGGAUAACACCAUCAAUCAAUCAGUCUCAAAGAUGUCGGAAAUAAUCCAAAACGCACCAAGUUCCGCCUCAUCGGAUAGCGACUCAACCGAACAGAAGGAAUCGAUGGAAGAUCCGUUCACGCCUACCGGAAUGAUAGAGUGUGAUAUUCCGAAGUCUGGAGAAGUGAUGACCGAAUGUUGCCCGGCGUCGCCAACAACUGUUCCUGCCAAAUCAAACCGUUCGAAUUCGUCUGGCUCUCAGAUCCGGUCACCAAAACCUCGCCGCCAGCGAACCACAUCGGUUAAUCAGAAUACAAUCAACUCGAAUGAAGCGAUAAUAAGGUCCAAUAAUCGGACAAUUUAUACAGCAGGCACCCCGUGGUACAAUUGUGCCGGUCAACAAGUUGAACCUUUCGUAAUAGGAAUAUGUGGUGGAAGCGCCUCAGGAAAAACUACCGUUGCACAAAAGAUAAUCGAGAGCUUGGAUGUUCCAUGGGUUACACUGUUAUCGAUGGAUUGCUUCUACAAAAUCCUCAAUCAGAAACAGCACGAGCAGGCCAUACGCAAUGAGUAUAACUUUGAUCAUCCGGAUGCGUUCGAUAUUGAGCUGAUGAAAGAUGUUCUGCAGCGCCUCAAAGAAGGCCGCAAGGUUGAAGUUCCAGUUUAUAAUUUUGUGACUCACUCAAGAGAGAUACACACGAAAACCAUGUAUGGAGCAAACGUAAUCAUUUUUGAAGGUAUUUUAACUUUUCACAACCCGGAGAUUCUUAAAAUGUUGGAUAUGAAGAUCUUCGUCGACACGGAUUCAGAUAUUAGACUAGCGAGACGUCUGAAGCGAGACAUCCAACAGCGUGGUCGUGAUCUGGAAGGCGUUUUGAAACAAUAUUCUACCAUGGUCAAACCGGCAUACAGUAGCUACAUCGCCCCCACCAUGGCUCAUGCAGAUAUAAUUGUGCCAAGAGGUUCCAGCAAUAUGGUGGCCAUCCAGCUUAUCGUUCAACAUGUUCAUACCCAAUUACAACUGCGAGGAUUCAAAUUGCGAGAAACGUUGGCACAUUCUUACAUUGGACAACCAAUGCCGGAUUCCUUGAAACUGUUGUCAAUGACACCACAAGUCAAAGGUUUACACACCUUCAUUCGUAAUGCCAGCACACCUAGGGAUGAGUUCAUAUUCUAUUCGAAGCGUCUAAUCAGACUGGUUUUAGAGUACGCUCUCAGUUUGCUACCGUUUAAGAACGUAGAGGUGGACACUCCACAGGGCGUGCCGUACGAAGGCACAAGGAUGGCGUGUCAGAAGAUUUGUGGCGUAUCCAUUCUACGCGCUGGGGAAACGAUGGAGCAAGCGGUCAGCGAUGUUUGCAAACAUAUUCGGAUUGGAAAAAUUCUCAUACAAACAAACCAACUCACGGGAGAACCUGAGUUGUACUAUUUGCGUCUACCAAAGGACAUCAAAGAUUAUAGGGUCAUAUUAAUGGAUGCCACUGUUGCUACUGGUGCUGCAGCUAUCAUGGCAAUACGCGUUUUGCUCGAUCACGAUGUACCAGAGGAAAAUAUCAUGCUAGUCUCUUUACUGAUGGCCGAAAUCGGCGUGCAUUCUAUAGCUUACGCGUUUCCUAAAGUGCAAAUCGUCACGUCUGCCUUAGAUCCAGAAAUAAAUGAAAAGUUUUAUGUCAUCCCCGGUAUUGGAAAUUUCGGUGACAGAUACUUCGGUACGGAACCAACUGAUACAGAAAUUUUAUAUGAAUAAAUGUUGAACAGGACAUUAGUAUUUGUGAUGCAAAUAA